Pollicipes pollicipes is the source of this 4323-nucleotide messenger RNA. Its product is annotated as disco-interacting protein 2-like. NCBI's taxonomy places the organism in Eukaryota, Metazoa, Arthropoda, Thecostraca, Pollicipedomorpha, Pollicipedidae. The record is from RefSeq and is a predicted model, not a curated record.
GCCGCAGCAGCCGCAGCCGCCGCCACCGCCCCUGCCGCCGCCCGUCCAGAACAGGCUGAGCGGCGGCUCGCAUUCGUCCAACCAGGAGCGGCAGCGCGCCCGCCUGCGGGACGAGAUGACCCAGCUCUCCGAGGUCAUGGACAACCUGGCGCCCUACUGCGAGCCGCCGGAUGUGACGCACAACACGGGCAGCGGGCGCAGCUCGCGCUACCAGCCGCCGCACAUGGCCUCAGUGCGGGUCAACAGCAGCACCAGCAUCACGGCCGCGCUGGACGAGGCGCACGGAGCCACCGCCCGCUGGAAGGUGUCCACCAAGAUCCAGCAGCUGCUCAACACCCUGAAGCGGCCCAAGCGACGCCCGCUGCCCGAGUUCUACAUGGACGACGAGGAGGAGCUGGAGAUGGCGGCGCGCGUGCGCGACCCGGCGGCGCCCAAGCCUGAGGGCGGCCCCAUGACCCCGGCCGUCGGCGAGCACCUGGAGAUCCCGGCCGGCCUGCCGCGCAACCUGGAGGCGGCCGUGCAGCGGUACGGCUCGGCCACGUUCAAGGCGUCGUGCGCGUCGGUGCUGGACGCCACGAACCGGGCCUCGGUGCCGCUGACCUACGGCAAGCUGCUGAGCCGCGCGCACAAGAUCGCCUUCGCGCUGCUCAACAAGGCGCGCGGCGAGACGAACCUCAAGCCGGGCGAUCGGGUGGCGCUGGUGUACCCCAACAGCGACCCCAUCAGCUUCAUGUGCGCCUUCUACGGCUGCCUGUACGCCGGCAUGGUGCCCGUGCCCAUUGAGGUGCCCAUCACGCGCCGGGACGCCGGCUCGCUCCAGAUCGGCUUCCUCCUGGGUAGCUGCGGCGUGCAGGUGGCCCUCACCACCGAGCCGUGCCACAAGGGCCUGCCCAAGACGGCCAGCGGCGAGGUGGCCGCCUUCAAGGGCUGGCCGCGCCUCCACUGGUUCAUCACCGAGCACCUGGCGCGCCCGCCCAAGGAGUGGCAGCCGCCGCCGCGACUCAACGACGACACGCCCGCCUACACUGAGUACACGUCCGACGGCGACGGCUCGGUGAUGGGCGUGACGGUGACGCGGGCCGCCAUGCUGGCCCAGUGUCGCACGCUCACCUCCGCCUGCGGCUACACCGAGGGCGAGAUCUGCGUCUGCGUGGUCGACUUCAAGCGGGAGGUGGGCCUGUGGCACGCGACGCUCUGCUCUGUGUUCAACGGCAUGCACGUCAUCUUCAUCCCCUACUCGCUGAUGAAGGUCAACCCGGCCAGCUGGAUGCAGAUGAUCACCAAGUUCAAAGCGAGCAUCGCCAUCGUCAAGUCGCGCGACCUGCACUGGGGCCUGCUGGCCACCAAGGACCACAAGGACAUCAACCUGUCGUCGCUGCGGCUGCUGCUGGUGGCCGACGGCGCCAACCCGUGGUCGCUCAGCUCGUGCGACCAGUUCCUCAGCGUGUUCCAGUCGAAGGGGCUGCGGCCGGACGCCAUCUGCCCGUGCGCCAGCAGCUCGGAGACGAUGACGGUGGCGGUGCGCCGGCCGGGCCAGGGCGGCACCAACGCCACGGGCCGGGGCGUGCUCAGCAUGGCCGGCCUGAGCCACGGCGUGGUGCGCGUCGACCAGGAGAACAGCCUGACCUCGCUGACGCUGCAGGACUGCGGGCAGGUGCUGCCCGGAGCCACGACGGUGGUGGUGCGCAGCGAGGGCGAGCCGCGCCUCUGCAGCACCGACGAGGUGGGCGAGAUCUGCGUCAGCUCGGCCGCCGCCGGCACCAGCUACUGGGGCCUGCAGGGGCUCACCAACCACACGUUCCGCGUGCGCCCGCUGCGCGCCGACGGCACCACGCUCGGCGAGCAGGACUACGUGGCAGCGGCCUGCCUCGGCUUCCUCGGGCCGGGCGGCCUGGUGUUCGUCUGCGGCUCUCGGCACGGCCUGAUGACCGUGUCCGGCCGCAAACACAACACCGACGACAUCAUCGCCACCAUCCUGGCCGUCGAGCCCAUGAAGUUCAUCUACCGCGGCCGCAUCGGCGUCUUCAGCAUACGCGUGCCGGACGAGCGCAUCUGCGUGGUGGCCGAGCAGCGGCCCGAGUGCACCGAGGAGCAGAGUUUCCAGUGGAUGUCGCGAGUGCUGCAGGCGGUGGACUCGAUCCACCAGGUGGGCAUCUACUGCCUGUGCCUGGUGCCGCACAACUACCUGCCCAAGACGCCGCUGGGCGGCAUCCACCUGUCGGAGACCAAGCGGCGCUUCCUGGACGGCUGCCUGCACCCGGCCAACGUGCUCAUGUGCCCGCACACCUGCGUCACCAACCUGCCCAAGCCGCGGGAGGUGCACAAAGCCGACGUGGGCCCGGCCAGUGUCAUGCUCGGCAACAUCGUGCAGGGCAACCGGCUGGCCACGGCGCAGGGGCGCGACCUGGGCACCGCCGACGACGAGAACGACACCACGAAAAAGCACCAGUUCAUCUCUGAGAUCCUGCGCUGGCGGGCUCAGACGACCUCCGACCACCCGCUCUUCCUGCUGCUCAGCGCCAAGGGCGGCCCCAGCUCCACCCUCACCUGCGCCCAGCUGCACAAGAGGGCCGAGCGGGUCGGCUGUCUGCUGCUGGAGAAGGGCCGCGUCAACACCGGCGACCACGUGGCGCUCGUGUACCCGCCGGGGCUCGACCUGAUCGCCGCCUUCUACGGCUGCCUCUACGUCGGUGCUGUGCCGGUGACCAUCAGGCCACCGCACCCGCAGAACCUGCAGACGACGCUGCCGACCGUCCGCAUGACGGUCGACGUCAGCAAGUCGGUGCUCAUCCUCUCCAACCAGACGGUGAUCAAGCUGCUCCGCUCCAAGGAGGCCUCCAACGUGGUGGACGUCAAGUCGUGGCCGCCCACGCUCGACACGGACGACAUGCCCAAGCGCAAGCUGGUGGCCGUGUACCGCGCGCCGACGGCCGAGAUGCUGGCUUACCUCGACUUCAGCGUGUCAACGACAGGCAUGCUGGCCGGCAUCAAGAUGUCGCACGCGGCCACCACGUCGCUGUGCCGCUCGAUGAAGCUGGCCUGCGAGCUGUACCCGUCCCGGCACGUGGCGCUCUGCCUGGACCCCUACUGCGGCCUCGGUUUCGCGCUCUGGUGCUUGAGCAGCAUCUACUCGGGUCACCGGUCGAUCCUGAUCCCGCCGUCCGAAGUGGAGGCCAACCCCACGCUGUGGCUGUCGGUGGUCAGCCAGCACAAAGUGCGCGACACCUUCUGCUCCUACGGCGUGAUGGAGCUCUGCACCAAGGGGCUGGCCUCGUCCAUCCCGCUGCUGCGCCAGCGCGGUGUGAACCUGUCGUGCGUGCGCACGUGUGUGGUGGUGGCCGAGGAGCGGCCGCGCAUCGCGCUCUGCACCUCGUUCAGCAAGCUGUUCUCGGGCCUGGCGCUCAGUCCGCGCGCCGUCAGCACCAGCUUCGGCUGCCGCGUCAACGUGGCCAUCUGCCUGCAGGGCGCCUCGUCACCGGACCCGAGCACCGUGUUCGUGGACCUGCGCGCGCUGCGGAACGACCGGGUGACGCUGGUGGAGCGGGGCGCGCCGCACAGCCUCUGCCUGAUGGAGUCCGGCAAGCUGCUGCCCGGCGUCAAGGUCAUCAUAGCCAACCCCGAGACCAAGGGCCACUGCGGCGACUCCAACCUGGGCGAGAUCUGGGUGCAGUCGCCGCACACCUCCACCGGCUACUUCACCAUCUACGGCGACGACUCGGGCACCUCGGACCACUUCACCGCCCAGCUGGUGACGGGCUCGACGGGCGAGGUGUACGCCCGCACCGGCUACCUGGGCUUCCUGCGACGCACCGACAGCGUCCGCCUGGGGCCGACUGUUUCUGCCGUGUGCGGCGGUCCCGCCGGCGGCCCGGUGUCUCGCUCGGUGCUGACGGCCGCCGCCCCCCCCCCCCCCCCCCCGUCCACAGAGAAGCACGACGCCGUGUUCGUGGUGGGCUCGCUGGACGAGACGGUGAUGCUGCGCGGCAUGCGCUACCCGAUCGACAUCGAGACGUCCGUGCUCAAGUGCCACAAGAAGGUGGUCGAAUGCGCCGUGUUCGUGUGGACCAACCUGCUGGUGGUGGUGGCCGAGCUGGAGGGGAACGAGGACGACGCUCUGGACCUGGUGCCGCUCAUCACCAACACCGUGCUAGAGGACCACCACCUGAUCGUCGGCGUCGUGGUGGUCGUCGACCCGGGCGUCGUGCCCAUCAAUUCGCGCGGCGAGAAGCAGCGCAUGCACUUGCGCGACGGCUUCCUGCAGGAUCAGCUCGACCCCAUCUACGUGGCCUACAACAUGUGAACGCGCGGCGAAGCGGGCGCGCG